AUGAAGAUAGUCUCUAACGAUGGCCAAGAAUUCGACAUUGAUAGUGAUAUAGCAAAACAAUCUACAAUGCUCAAAAUGUUUUUCGAUGAUGAGUGUUUGAAUUCAAUCAUAGAAUGUUCUGAUGGACCCAUUCCAUUACCGAAUGUCAAAGGUUCUCUCCAAAAACCAAUAAGUUUAAAAUCAUUGAAUAAAUGUGGUUAUGAUGCAUGCACUUUGGGUGAUGCAACAAAACUCAAUGUUCAUCUUGUUCCACAUUCACAUGAUGAUGUUGGAUUUGUUAAAACAUUAGAUGAAUAUUAUUAUGGAUCUCGAAGUGAUCUUCAACAUGCUGGUGUUCAAUAUAUUCUUGAUUCAGUUGUUCUUGCAUUAGAUGAAAAUCCUGAUCGACGAUUUAUCUAUGUUGAAAUAGCUUUCUUUUAUCGUUGGUGGCUUCAACAAACAGAUGAAAUUCGUAAUAAAGUUAAAGAUUUUGUCAAUUCAGGUCGUCUUGAAUUUAUUUCUGGUGGUUGGUGUAUGAAUGAUGAAGGAACAACACAUUAUAAUUCAAUUAUUGAUCAACAUAGUUUAGGUCUUGAAUUUCUAAAUGAUCAAUUUGGUGAAUGUGGUCGACCAAAAAUUGGUUGGCAAAUCGAUCCGUUUGGCCAUUCACGUGAACAAGCUUCUCUUCUUGCACAGAUGGGUUUUGAUGGUUUAUUCUUUGGUCGUGCUGAUUAUCAAGAUCUACAAAAGCGUAAUACAACAAAAUCAAUGGAAAUGAUUUGGAAAGCAAGUGCUAAUUUAGAUCGUCAAAGUUGGUUAUUUACUGGUAUUUUACCUCGAAGAUAUUCAACUCCAGCAACAUUCUCGUUUGAUUUUAUCGCACCAGAUGAUCCUAUCAUAGAUAAUAUAAACUUACCUGAUUAUAAUGUACCAGAACGUGUUCAAACAUUUAUUCAAACAGCUCAAAAUGAGUCAAUGGAAUAUGCAACUAAUCAUAUUAUAAUGACAUUUGGUGGUGAUUUUCAAUAUCAAAAUGCAUUGGCAAAUUAUAAAAAUUUAGAUAAAUUAAUUAAAUAUGUCAAUGAUCAGCAAAUAAAUGGUAGUAAUGUAAAUGUUUUCUAUUCGACUCCAUCGUGUUAUUUAUAUGCAUUAAAUAAAGUUAAUCGUAGCUGGAUAACAAAAACGGAUGAUUUUUUUCCACAUGCACAUCAUCCACAUGGAUUUUGGACAGGAUAUUUUACAUCACGACCAGCUUUAAAACGUUUUGAACGUUAUUCAAAUAAUAUUUUACAAGUCAUACGACAAUUAAAUACAUUUUCUAAUAGUCAAUUACGAAAUCAAAUCUUCAGUUUAAGUGAAGCAAUGGCGAUUGCUCAACAUCAUGAUGCAGUUAGUGGAACAGAAAAACAACAUGUUGCAAAUGAUUAUGCACAACGAUUAUCCAUUGGAAUUGAUGCAGCACUUAAUGUAAUUAAUACAGCUUAUUCAAAACUAUUGAUAAAAGAUAAUCAAUCAACAACAACAGAAAUUCAACAAUUUCUUUGUCAAUUAACUAAUAUAAGUGAAUGUUUACCAAUUGAAAAUGCAAAACAAUUCACAGUAAUACUUUGGAAUCCAAUAAUUCAUCCAGUUGUUGGUUAUUUACGUGUGCCUGUUACAAGAUCUUAUACAGUUCGUGAUUCAAGUGGGCAAAUUCGUUCUGAGUUAGUUCCAGUUUCAAAUUCAACGAAAACAAUACCUGGUCGAAUGAGUAAUGCAACGAAUCAACUGAUUUUCAAAUAUAAUUUACCAGCAUUGGGUUUUAAUACAUAUUACUUUGAAGCGAAUGAAGAAGAAGAAGAAAAAUUCGAAAUAACUAAAAAUGAAAUAUGUAUUUUACAAAAUCAAAAUUUUCGAAUUGAAAUUGAUGAACAAGGAAAUCUAAAACGUAUUAUAAAUCUUCAAAAGAAUAUUAAUAUUACAUUUCUUAAUCAAGGCUUCUAUUGGUAUCAAAGUUAUUCUGGUAAUAAUUCUCAAUUUGAUUUUCAAGCAUCAGGUGCCUAUAUCUUUCGACCAUUAACACAAGAUGCAAAACCAAUAUCUACAAAACGUUCAUUAAAAUGUAUUAAAAGUGAACUUGUUCAAACAGCAAUUAUUAUUUUUAAUGAAUGGAUUAGUCAAGAAAUUAAUCUUUAUGAUGAAGGAGAAGAUAUUGAAAUUGAAUGGACAGUAGGUCCGAUUCCAAUUGAAGAUAAUCUUGGAAAAGAAAUUAUUCUUCGAUAUGAUACAGAUAUUAAAAGUCAAUCAAAAUAUUAUACAGAUGCAAAUGGACGAGAAGUUCUUCAACGAAUAAGAAAUUAUCGGCCAACAUAUAAUUAUACAAUUACGGAACCAGUUAGUGGAAAUUAUUAUCCAGUCAAUUCUCGUAUUUGGAUUAAUGAAACAAAUCGACAAUUUACUAUUCUUACUGAUCGUUCGGAAGGUGGUGCAAGUCUUAUUGAUGGUUCAAUUGAAUUAAUGAUACAUCGACGUUUACUUUAUGAUGAUAAUUUGGGUGUUGGUGAAGCAUUGAAUGAAUCUGCAUUUGGUCAAGGUCUGGUUGUUCGUGGAAAACAUUUUCUUAAUAUUGAUUUACCUCAAACAAGUGCCCUUUAUCAUCGUAUUCAUUCACAAGAAUUAUUCAUGUCUCCACUUGUAACAUAUGCAUUAAUUAAUUCAUCUUAUAUGAAUUAUUCAAAUUUAUAUCGUCAAACAUGGUCUGCAUUAAGCGAUAUAUUACCUUCGAAUAUUCAUUUAUUAACAUUAGAUCGACUAAAUGAAAAACAAUAUCUUAUUCGUCUUGAACAUUAUUUUGAAUUAAAUGAAGAUGAAAAAUAUUCAUAUCCAACUAAAAUUAAUUUACAAUCAAUAUUUAAAUCAAUUGGAAUAAUUGAGAAAAUAUUAGAAUUAACAUUAGAUGCUAAUUUAGAAUUAUCUCAAAUGAAUAGACUUCAUUGGUUAACUGAUAAUGAUGAACUAUUACUACAAACGAAUGAUUCUACGAAACAACAUUCAUUGGUUGAUACAAACAUUAUUUUAAAUCCAAUGCAAAUUCGAACAUUCCGCAUAACAAUCGUAUAA
This is a messenger RNA of Adineta steineri, 3078 nucleotides long. NCBI's taxonomy places the organism in Eukaryota, Metazoa, Rotifera, Eurotatoria, Adinetida, Adinetidae. The record is from the annotation of a GenBank genome assembly.